AUACAUUAUAUAUAUAUGAAAAUAUAGGUUGAGUAAAAAAUUACGUUUUGCAUGAUUAUCGAAGUAUAUUGCACCGAGGCAAAGCUACGAUUCAUUUAUCUGAACGACAAUUCUCAACAAGAAAAUAAACUACAAUUUUAAAUGCGCUGAUAGUGUAUGAAAGUGGUAUCUCUUUAAAAUCGAUAAAAUGCAGACCGUGAGGCAAUGUUGUCAACGACUAAUUUCAACGUCCAAAAUAUUCAAUCCUAAUACAAGUUGUUUAUCAAGUAUACAAAGAUCGUAUUAUGGAUACAGAGAUGGAGGAAAAAAGGAUAAAGGAUUUCUUAAAUAUAAUGACAGUGUCUUCCCUCCGCAAAAACCGGGUGAAGAAAAGAGACCAGGUUACGUUUGUCAUGUGAAAAAGAAUGUAAAAUAUAGCCCUUUAAAGAUGUGGUACAUAGCUUGCUUUGUAAGGGGAAUGACCAUAGAUGAAGCUGUUAAACAAUUAAGCUUUCUGAAGCAGAAAGGUGCAGCUAUAGCGAAAGAGGUUCUUUUAGAGGCACAACGUAUGGCAGUUGAAGAGCAUAACAUUGAAUUUAAGAGUAAUUUAUGGGUCGCCGAAUCUUUCGCGACAAAGGGUGCAAUAAUAAAAGGCAUAAGAAGACAUUCCAGAGGAAGGCCAGGAAUAGUACAUUACAGGUAUUGUAAUUACUAUGUUCGUUUGGAAGAAGGAAAACCACCGAAACAUUAUUACCAGCCAGCACCUCAGAGUGGUGAGGAACUAUUAAAAGAAUGGAUGGAUCAAAUGCAUAAUCGUAAAAUAAUUAAUUCACUGUAAUUCAUGUAUAUAAUAAUACAUUUGCAAAUAAAUAAUAGUACAUCAUUCA
This is a messenger RNA of Ceratina calcarata, 866 nucleotides long. RefSeq names its product mitochondrial ribosomal protein L22 (gene mRpL22). NCBI's taxonomy places the organism in Eukaryota, Metazoa, Arthropoda, Insecta, Hymenoptera, Apidae. The transcript has 4 exons. Bases 188 to 817 code for a protein of 209 amino acids. Gene Ontology annotation, biological process: translation. The record is from RefSeq and is a predicted model, not a curated record. Gene Ontology annotation, cellular component: mitochondrial large ribosomal subunit; ribosome. Gene Ontology annotation, molecular function: structural constituent of ribosome.